AAAGGAAACGAUACAUCGAUUGAAAGAACGCGUUGGUGUCUGUUUUGGCCCUGCACAGGAACCGUACUCGGCCAAAACAGAAGAUGGCUUCCACGGAGUCCCAGCCGCGGUUUGGUCAGUCCGUCAAAGGUCUAUUAUCCGAUAAAGUGGGUUCCUGCAGCGGGGAUGUUAUCGCAUUGACUCGCCAAGUACUGAAGGGAUCUCGCAGUCAGGAGGUGAGAGGGUGAAAACAGAUUGAAGUUGGCGCAGACAGCUCGACAAGGUACCUGCUAGCUAACACAGAGACAAACAGCCAACAGUAGUGAUACAGUGAUAUACAGCAAACAUGUUAGUGUGGAUAGAAUUUCGCUUUUUGCUUGUUUUGUUUGUGUUUAUUAUAAUAAGUCAGCCUUUAAAGCGAAUGGAGGCCAGCAGGGGCGCGUCCAAACUGUUUCCACCGGAGUGCCCCAGUUCUUACAGGGGCAAGAUGUGCUGUUAAAUAUUUAGGACCUGCAACUACAACAGUGCUGUCUCUUAUGAUACAACAUGAUACCAGUAAAAAAAAUAAACAAGGUAUACAUUACCUGGUGAGAUACCACAGUAAUAAACUCUGGGCACCCAUAAUAGUUUUAUGAUCUCAGAUUUUCAGUCUUCACAUAGAGUUGGUACCGAUAAGUCAGUGAGUAAACACAGGCAUUUGGCUCAUUGUUAAAAGUAACUCAAGGCAAAAUAAAAAUAAGAUUCUUCCUAAAAUAAUGAUUAGCUAAAAUAAAAUAUUAUCACUUUUUGUUUUUUUUUUUGUAUUGUGUUGAUAAUGGGAAAGGCACAUCCAUUGUUUUGUGAUUGUAAAAGCAGUGGUUUCAGAUGUCCUAUAGUCUUGUAACAAAGAAGUUUAUAAUUCACUGUAAAGAAUGAAAAAAUAGUUUUUUCUAGCUUGCUGUCAAUCUCAGGUCUGACUCCUACUCCUUCAAAACAUUUUUGAGACUUUAAAAGUACUGCAGUGAAAUUAUCAGACAUGUUGCUGAUGUCUCCUUUGAUUUUAUAAGACUUAAUAAGACAUCUGUGUCAGUUUUUAGUCAGUUUCUCAGCCAGUUAAAAACUCCUCUCAGUCUUUAAGUGUGGCCACAGGAAAGUGCAUCUAAAAGAGUGAUCCAUCUCCUUUAUGCUGUUUCUUCUAAGUAAAGUGAUCAACCCUGCCCAUUACAAAUAGACAGUAUGAAUGAACGGUACUGUGAAGUGCCCUGUCGACAGUCUGCAGGACAGAAGAGUUUUAAUCUCUGUGAGGCUUCCCUGGUUAAGUAAAUUAAAAUUAUUACUGAAAUAAGUAAGAAAUACACUGCAGUUUAUUGGGUUUCUAUUUCCAUAACGUCAGAUGCUUGCUUUAAAUCUGUUUGCUGAUAAGCCGAGUGGCCCUCCCCUUUUUAGAGUAGAGGAUGCAAUGUCCAUGAUUCACUUAAAUUCAGAUUUGCCAGACCAGUGGCUGGUUUUCUGCCUUGUCACAGUCCAUCUUAAAAGGCUCAGACCCAGAGAAGACUUCAGUGUUUUUUUUCAUGAUCUAGUUGUAAUCUGCAUUCAUGGAUAUCAUAAAGAGCUGGUCCAGAGCAUACUCUGGGUUUAGAGAGGGGAGAGAGGGAGAUAGAGAUAGAGAAAGAGGGAGAUGGACAGAGGAGAGACUGAUAGAGGGAGAUGAUCUUUGUUUGACUUAUGGAAAAUUUAACUCAACAGGUGUAGCAGUAACAUAGUAGUGAGUAUUCCGAAUAAUGAAGCUAGGAAAAAUAAUGGAGGUUGGAAUUAGAAAAAUUGCAAUAAUGUUUUUUUUUUAUGUCUUCUCCAGCUUCUUGGUCAGGCAGCAAGAAAUAUGGUGAUUCAGGAAGAUGCCAUCCUGCACUCUGAGGAUGUAAGUACCUGUAUACAGUCAGUGAAUACAUUAUAACCACCAAACCACAAGCUACAGCCUUAAAAUAAGAGGGCGAUAAAUAAAUGAACAAAACACUUCCAAGAGAGUCUGAACAAAAUAAAUCCUAAGAUUCCUGUUACUGGUUGUACAAUUCAAACAAUGAUAUAACUCAGAUCUCUUAUAAUUUGUUUUUUUCAGAGUUUGAGAAAAAUGUCAAUAAUCACUACACAUUUGCAGUACCAGUGAGUAUCAUUUAGCUACAAAUACUUGGACCCUUUGUUUAAACUGGAAAUGUAUAUUACAACAGUAUCUCUGUCUGUGUGUCUGUCUGUCUCCCACAUAGACAGGAGGCCAUCCAGAAGAAGUAAGUCUAAACAUGCCUCUCUUUUUAGAUCAGUUGGCAUCACUGUCUGAACUGAAAGCCAUAACACAGAGUGAUGACGUGUUCCGGGCCCUCCUCUGAAUGCUUGUUUCUGUUCUGCAGUGUGGAGCAUUCAAAAAACCUGCAGGACCAGCUGAGACACCUGCUGAAGUGAGGGAGCAUCAGAGGAGUGAACAUUACCCUGUUGUUACACAGUCUGCCCUUUACCAGCAGGACUUUCAGUGGACACAGGCUUUAAGGAUAAUCUGCCUUAUUGAUCCUUUAUAACACACUACUGGCUGGAACAGUGGGAGGCCAUCAUUGUUUAUGUUUUGAUAUUGAUCUGCUUUUGUCAUACUUUUAUGCUCUGAGAAGCUGUGAUAGUAAAAGGCUAAUAAUGAGCUGGUUUUAAAUGACCUGAGUUCUGAUCUUCCAUCAAUUGAAAUAACAUGUUAGCAUUAAGUUGGCUCAUCACAGGACCUCAUUGUGUGAAUAGUUAAGCACACUCUACUUUGUGAAAGGUAAAGCAAUUUACAGUCCACGAAAUCCAAGAAAACUUUUUUUUCUGUGUUUUUAUGUGGCACUUUGAUGGUGCAGGUCCUGGUAUUUGUUCAUGCAGUUGUCCUGAAAGUUCAUGGAAGUUCAUGCACUCAAAAUGUGUUCUGAGAUCCCAGUGUCAGUGUCUUUUCAAAGGAUAGCUAUGAAUCAGGGAGAUAUUUCACUCUCUUGAAGGUUCAAAGAUGAUGGAUUCUGGGAAAGUACUGGCAGAGAUUUAGAAUCCUUGUGGCUCAAGGAUGGAGAGAAUCUUGGCAGUACAAAGAGUAAAAACCUUUCAACACGUGUCAAACUGCCUUAUGUGAUGUAGUUGGCUUUGAGUGUGGCAAGAUUUCACUCAACUGUACUGUGCAAGUGAAGUUACACAACCACUGACUUGAUGCAUUAAAAGGCUGAUUUCUCUGUUUCAGUCUCCAGUGUGUGUCUGUAGUGGAGUCAUUUACUCCUGAAUAGAUCCAAACCGAGAUUGAGAUCUAAAACUGAGCUCCUGAGAUCAGUUUUGGAUCUCUUUGUGCAGAGACCACCAGAUUCUCUGCUUCUUUUAGUGCCAUUAUGAGCUGUAGAUGGUGAAAUCCACUGAAUUGCAAUUACAACAUUACUCUGGAAAUGAUAAGCAGUUUUGUCGCCUAAUCUCCCUUUAUUUGCUGUUUUAUCUUUAUAAAACUUUUUUACUGUUUUGUUGUCUCUGUUACAACUGCUAUGAAACCUGAUACUUGUAUCAACUAAGACCAAAUUUUCAUUUCCAACCUUUGAUUUAUUGUUUUUGCACAUAACAUAUUAAAUAUGUGCCUUGAAUAAUUU
This is a messenger RNA of Xyrichtys novacula (pearly razorfish), 3593 nucleotides long. Lineage: Eukaryota; Metazoa; Chordata; Actinopteri; Labriformes; Labridae. The record is from the annotation of a GenBank genome assembly.